CUCAUCUUACAUCCUCUAACUCUCCGCAGUCCGCAGUAUCCCCAUUUUCCCCUGGAAUUUGAAAUUUUGAAUCCUUUCUAAUAUUUGUUUUCAGUUGAUCCCAUAAACAUAAUUACAUAACCCACUGCCAUCUAAUCUAAUGUUAAUAAAACGUUAAAUGCACGUCAGGACAGUUUCCGGGAGUUUCUCUCACCAGUUACUCCAAAUGCCGUUCUUGCGUUUAUUGAGUGUGAAUGUGAAUGUGAUUGUAAAAUUACUUCACAAACAUAUCCGACUCUCUGUAAAGACAUUUACUGAACAGAAAAGGAUCUGCUUUCUGGAUAAUUCCGUGCCGUUGAAUUGUGUUCCGUUGAACGGGAGAAACAUGAUUGGCAUGGCUGACGAAUCUGGUUCACCUUCUUGAAAGACUUAAAUCAAUGUGGUCUGAUUGGGACAGAGUGGAUGGAUGUAUGUGAAUCAGAGCAAGGCUCAGGGAAACACAAAUCUGUGCAGACCCCGAGAGCAGCUCCCUUUGUUCUGGCAGAAAAGAACAAUGCACCCACCACUCGGCGCUCUAGAACAAAACAAGUUAGCUCUCGGUACAAGUCUCCUGUUCCAGCUAACCUAACAGAAUUUACAUCUCCACAUAAGUCGCCCACUCCGGUCGCCACAAGAGAAGUUAGUUCCCGGUAUAGGUCACCUUCUCCGGCUCCCCUUUCUCGAAGAUUCCCUUCACCAAAUCCCACAAGGACAGCAUUACCAUCAUCGUCUUCAUCGUCGUCAUCAUUACAAAAGAGAGCUCAAUCGUCAGAGAGAAGGAGGCCUUCGACUCCUCCUUCACCGCCGCCACCAAGGCCUUCCACGCCGGUCCGUGACUCAUCCUUAGAUGUCAAGUUAUCAUCCGGAAGGGCGGCGGCAGGUGGCCGUUUGCCAGAAAGUCUAUGGCCUUCUACAAUGCGGAGCCUCAGCGUUUCUUUCAAUUCAGACUCCAUUUCCAGUCCUGUUAGCAAGAAGUCAAAGCCAGUAACCUCCCUUCGUCCGACAUCAAAUGUGGCACACAAGCAGGCUGAAACUCUUCCCUUAAUAAGGAAGCCUACACCAGAAAGAAAGAGGAGUCCUCUAAAAGGGAAAAAUAUCUCUAAUCAGUCUGAGAAUUCGAAGCCAGUGGAGAUUUUGCCUUCUAAAUUCAUAGAUCAGCAUCGGUGGCCUAGUAGGAUUGGCGGGAAGGUAUCUUCUAGUGCCCUAAACAGGAGUGUUGAUCUUGCUGUUUCUAGAAGUUUCGACACUCCAGCGCCUGCAACUGUUUUAUCUUCACUGAAGAGAUAUUCUAGUGAUGCUAUUACUCUGUUUUCGCGUGUUGCAAGUGGUAAUGUAAGUGGUGAGGUGUUAAGGUCACAGAAAUCUCUACCUCUUACUCCGUCAGGUAAAGCAGGACCGGGGUUUACUGGAGUCAGAUCUCAGUCCUUAUCAGUUCCUGGAUCACACUCGCAUCCUGCGUUGCCUAGGAGGACCUCGGCUUUAUCAUGUUCGGGGACAAGAGGAAUCAGUCCGUCUAGAUCAAGACCAUCAACUCCUCCUCCUAGAGGGGUUAGUCCAUCUCGAAUAAGGUCGUCUGGUUCAUCCGUUCAAUCCAGCAAUUCCAAUUCAGUGCUUAGCUUCAUUGCUGAUUUUAGAAAAGGGAACAAGGGUGCAGCCAACGUAGAAGAUGCUCACCAAUUACGGCUUCUAUACAACAGAUACUUGCAAUGGAGAUUUACCAAUGCAAGAGCCGAGGCUGCACUUUACAUCCAAAAUGCAAUUGUAGAGAGAACACUGUAUGAUGUAUGGAGAACUACUCUCUCACUGUUGGAGUCUGUUAUCAGGAACAGGAUUGAUCUUCAGCAGCGGAAGCUUGAGCUUAAGUUGAAUUCUAUUUUGAAUGAUGAAAUGACCUUCCUUGAUGAUUGGGCUGUAUUUGAAAGAGAUCACGGCGACACUUUAUCUGGUGCUGUACAAGAUUUUAAGGCAAGCACUCUUUGUCUACCGGUAGCUGGAGGAGCAAAGGUAUGUAUGAUGGCAUGCUCUUGUUUUCAUUUGAUUAUGAAUGACCUCUAUGAGGAGAUAGGCACCGACUUUAUUACUAUGGUUUCUGUUCUACAGGUCGAUAUAGAGCAUUUGAAAGCUGCUAUCGGUCAAGCUGUUGAUGUUAUGCAAGCAAUGGGAUCUACAAUCUGCUCAUCACUUUUACGGGUGGAGGGCAUGAAUAAUUUAAUUUCCGAGGUUGCAAUUGUAGCAGCCAAGGAGAAAGCUUUGCUUGAUGAGUGUGAAUUACUACUGGCUUCAGUAGCAGCUAUUCAGGUAGAAGAAAGUAGUGUCCGAACGCAUCUCAUGCAGAUCAAGCUAGCUUUGGGGAUGAGCAAAUAGCGGAUUUCGAAAGCAAGUGGUCCAUUUCAGAACUUUAAACUCAGCAAAACUACUAAGCUAACUUGUUUCUUGAGGUUUCAGACAAAAGCAUUUUAAUGUCUUCCAGGUUCUUCGCCGUUGUAAAUUUUCAAAUAUUCCUUUUUUUUAAAAACAGAAAACUUAUUUUCUAUCCCACCUAAUUAUAUUGGAAUUGAUAUUGUUUGAUUACAUAUUAUUGCUUCUUCUUCCUAAAUACUAGUGGGUGGGAGCUUCCUCUUGUAAUUUUUAUUAAAAAAAGGAAAUGUAAAAAAAAUAUUGAUACACGUCCGAUUUUUCAUUUUGCUUAUGUUGCAAGUGGAGAAUAAGUAGAUAACUCCAAAGUAAUCAGUGAGAAGUGAGAACCGUACUUGAAAGGGGAAAGGAUUUGUUAGUCUCACGAGUGUUGGGGACACUUUUUUGUUUUUAAUUUUUUAAGAGUAA
Molecule: messenger RNA, 2841 nt
Organism: Arachis stenosperma
Lineage: Eukaryota; Viridiplantae; Streptophyta; Magnoliopsida; Fabales; Fabaceae
Product: AUGMIN subunit 8-like
Exons: 6
Coding region: 442-2382 (646 amino acids)
Biological process (GO): centrosome cycle; spindle assembly
Cellular component (GO): cytoplasm; nuclear microtubule; centrosome
Molecular function (GO): microtubule binding
Source: RefSeq, a predicted model, not a curated record